Uloborus diversus is the source of this 1177-nucleotide messenger RNA. Its product is annotated as splicing regulator SDE2-like. Gene Ontology annotation, cellular component: nucleus. NCBI's taxonomy places the organism in Eukaryota, Metazoa, Arthropoda, Arachnida, Araneae, Uloboridae. The record is from RefSeq and is a predicted model, not a curated record.
GCAGACAGUGACUAUAAGUUGUAUUACAAUGGUAAAAAGCUGCUUCAAACUGAUGCUUUGCAUAAAGAUGCUGUUAUUCAUGUUGUUUUAUCGUUGCCUGGUGGUAAAGGGGGAUUUGGAUCUAUGCUUCGAGCCAUUGGAGCACAAAUUGAAAAAACUACAAACAGAGAAGCCUGUCGAGACUUGAGUGGAAGGAGGUUAAGGGACAUUAAUGAGGAAGAAAGAAUAAGAAAAUGGCUGGCAAAAAAAGCUGAAAGAGAAGCAGAAAAAAUGAGGAGAAGAAAGGAGAGAUUAGAGCGCCUAAAGUCUAAACCAAAACACAAUUUUGUGGAUUUUGAAUUUGAGAAAGAGAUUUCACAAUUGCCUGAAAGAAUUGAUGAUGCAUUGACAGAAGGUUUAGAAAAAAGCAGUAAAAAUCCCCCAGAGAAAAGAGCGUUGUCUGAUGCAGCAUGCUCUUCAAAAAAGAAACGUCUUUGGAUUGAGGAUGAAGUUUCAACUGAAUCAAGCUCAAGUGACUCGGAAGUUCAAGAAACUGUUUCUUUAGAUGACAGCGAUACAGUGAGCUCCUUGGAUAGCUCUAAUCAAAACAGUUCUGCAGGUUGUUCUGAAUCCAAAAGCAUGUCUGUUAUUUCGAGUAAAAAGGCUACUGAAGCAAAUAGUAAUCCAUGUAUGAUUGAAAGUAAACGCUCUCAUGGUGAUUCUAAAGAUGGUGAAUGUAGCACUGGAAGCAGCUCUAGUAGUGACGCAACAGGCAGCGAAACAUGUAUUAAGUCUGAAGAACAAUUUGUUGACAGUGAAGAAGGAAAUGAUAAAAGUAUGAAAAUAGAAAUAAAAGAGGGAAAGAUGGAAAUUGAAAUCGAAGUAAAAAGUGAAUCGAAUGAUGCAGCUACAGACCAAAAAACGCUUUGUAAAGAUAAUGAAAUAAAGAAUGAUUCCUCCAUCGAUUUGCUUGAUUUCGAAUGUGCAUCGGAACUGGAAGCCUUAGGAUUAGACCGGCUAAAGUCUGCUUUAAUGGCCAGAGGUUUAAAAUGUGGUGGUACCAUUUCAGAUCGUGCUGACAGACUCUGGAAAGUUCGUGGUUUACAACCUCAUGAAUAUCCUUCAAAUUUAUUGGCGAAAGGCAAAAAAUGAUAUUUUUUAUUGCAUCAUCAAAAUUAUAUUUUCAAUAAAAUACUGU